CAGCCACUCAGUCCCGGGCUAAAGCUGAAGGAGCGCUGUGGACCCCACAGUUGAGGAUCUCUGGAGCCGCGGAGCCAGCUCAGCACUGUGCGCUCAAGUUGACAACAGCCGCAGCCCCUCCACAGCCUGCCCGCAUGGAGAUACCACCAACCCCGACACUAUGCAUCUAUAAAAGCUCCAACAACACAGUAUUUUGUCUAGCCUGAGGGGGGAAAGUCUGUAAGAUCACUUUCCUUGCUCCGCCGAGGUGGACCGAGCGUCCAAGGAUUUUUUUCUCUUCUUUUUCUGCCAGCCCGUUUCUCUUUUUUCCCCUUCCGCCUCUCGCAGUCUUGCAUAUUUUUUUUUUUACUUUUUUCCCCCCGCUGCUGUUUCCCCGAGUCUACCUGCUCCGCUGCUCGCCCAGCACCCAUGAAUUCAGAUAAAAAUGUGUACCUCGGCAGAGACAAAGGCAUCAUGCGGAAGAGAGCCUUGCUCCUUCGGAAAGGUUGCAGCUUCGAGAUUACCAGCUCUGCCUCGGAGGACUUGGGCUGCAGGCGUGGAGACUUCAGCCGGAAACACUAUGGUUCGGUGGAGCUGCUAAUUUCCAGUGACGCAGAUGGGGCCAUUCAGAGGGCAGGACGCUUCAGGGUGGAGAAUGGCUCUUCAGAUGAGGCUUUUGACUACACACCAGGAACCUGGAGGAGAACUGAUGUCCAUCUGGAGAAUCCAGAGUACCACACCAGAUGGUUCUUUAAAUACUUCCUGGGAAAAGUCCACCAGAACUACGUGGGUACAGAUGCAGAGAAGAACCCAUUCUACUUGUCAGUCGUCCUCUCAGACCAGAACAACCAGCGGGUUCCUCAGUACAGAGCCAUCCUCUGGAGAAAGACCGGCACUCUGAAGAUCAGCCUCCCCUACAGCCCGACUAAAACACUAUCAGUCAAGUCCAUCCUAAGUGCAAUGAACAUGGAUAGGUUUGAGAGAGGCCCCAGGGAGAUCCUCAACCCAGAGAUUCAGAAGGAUCUGCUGGUGUUGGAGGAACAGGAGGGUUCUGUCAACUUUAAAUUUGGUGUCCUGUUUGCCAAAGACGGACAGCUCACAGAUGACGAGAUGUUUAGCAAUGAGACGGGAAGUGAGAGCUUCGAUAAGUUUCUCAAUCUUCUGGGUGAUUCCAUUACACUGCAGGGAUGGGCAGGUUACCGUGGAGGGCUAGACACCAAGAAUGACACUACAGGGAUUAAGUCCAUCUACACAGUGUAUCAGGGCCAUGAGCUCAUGUUCCAUGUCUCCACCAUGUUACCCUACUCUAAAGAGAAUAAGCAGCAGGUGGAGAGAAAGAGACACAUUGGAAAUGACAUUGUUACCAUAGUAUUCCAGGAAGGGGAUGACGCAUCGUCGUCCUUCAAACCAUCUAUGAUCCGAUCGCACUUCACCCAUAUUUUUGCAUUAGUUAGGUAUAAUAGCCAGAAUGACAGUUACAGGUUGAAGAUAUUCUCAGAGGAGAGUGUUCCACUGUUUGGACCCCCUCUCCCAUCUCCGCCUGUUUUUACUGAUCACCACGAAUUCAGGGACUUUUUAUUAGUCAAAUUAAUCAAUGGAGAGAAAGCCACACUGGAGACGCCAACGUUUGCCCAAAAGCGUCAGCGGACCCUCGACAUGUUGAUCCGCUCGCUGUACCAGGACCUCAUGCCUGACCUGCACAAGGUUCCUUUUUCUCCUCAGAACAUGUUGAAUCGGCGGUCGUUCAGCGACGUGCUGCCUGAGUCUCCAAAGUCGGCACGCAAGAAGGAGGAGGCACGGCAGGCUGAAUUUGUCAGAAUAGGGCAGGCUCUGAAGCUGAAGACCAUUGUGAGAGGAGAUGCCCCAACUAGCCUUGUUACCACCGGCCUGUGCAGGAAGGAACCAUGGGAGUCCCAGUCGUUCUGCAGCACAUUCCCCUACGAGAUCGUGUGUGCCGACUCGUGGGGUCAGUCUCUGCUGGCUGCCACCGACACAGCGGGGGUCAUGCUGCUGGAUGGCCCCGAUCCAGCUCUGCCCAAUGCUGAGACUCAGGCUCUGCCCCCAGUGCAGGUGUUUGACAAAACCAUGGUGGUGAAGCAGGUGCACGUUCUCGAGCCUCAGGACCUGCUUAUCACCAGAGCUGACAAAGGGAAGGACUCUCGCCUCUAUGUGUACAGACUCAGCACAUUGAAGAGAGGCUUGGAGGAGAAGCAGCUGGUCAGAAGCAAGUGUGACAGCCGGGAAAAUAAACUGGAGAAAACUAAAGGCUGUCAUUUAUACUCCAUUAACACCCACCACGGCUCAGAGCUGAGGAUAGUAGCAGCCAUAAGGAACAAACUCCUCCUCAUCACCAGGAAACAUCCACGUUUUGAAGGUUUCAGCGCCGUCGCCCCAAGCGCAGACUCACCGGUGGAGGAGUUUCAGUACAUACGGGAGAUCUGUCUGUGUGACCCGCCGGUGGUGAUGGCGCUGGUGGACGGACCGACGGGGGAAAAUGACAACAUGAUCUGUGUGGCCUAUAAACAUCAGUUUGACCUGAUCAAUGAGAGCACUGGAGAUGCCUACCGGCUACAUCAUGUCGAUGCCAACAGGGUAAAUUUUGUAGCAGCUAUUGAUGUUUAUGAAGAUGGGGAGGCGGGUCUGCUGCUGUGUUACAACUAUAUUUGCUCCUAUAAGAAAGUUUGUCCGUUUAACGGCUCCACACCAAUGAUCCAGUCCAACGCCUCGGAUUUCCACUUCAGCUGGAACCAGAUGCCCAAUGCUAUUGUGUGUGCAUUUCCUUACAUCCUGGCCUUCACAACGGACUCCAUUGAGAUCCGACUAGUGGUCAAUGGCAACCUUGUGUACACGGCAGUGGUUCCCGAGCUACAGCUAGCUGCUUCACGGUCGGACAUCUAUUUUGUUUCGUCUGCUCCGGUGAGCUCAGCCUCCAACUGCAGUUCGAGAGACACCAGUUCCCAGAGUUCCCCACAGACACCCACUGGUUACGAGAUGCCCGUGUUCCCCUCCCCACUCGGUGAUGAUUCUAUACGGAUCCCCUAUGGUACCAAGCUUUCCCUGUACAUGUCUAAGGAUGCCGAAGGUGAACCAGCAUGUAAGCACAUGUUCAAGAUCCCUCUGUGUAACUUGGUGGGUCGCAGCAUUGAAAGACCCCUCAAGUCCCCUCUGGUCAACAAGGUGCUAACGACGCCAGCCCCCGCCACGGUAUCCCCGACUCCCCUCAUCUCUGCCACACACUCGCUUUCCCUGUCCCGCAUGGAGAUCAAAGAGAUAGCCAGCCGCACACGGAAGGAGCUGCUCGGCUUGACAGAGGAACCAAGUGGAAAGUCAGACAGUGGAACACUCAAACAGAGGAAGAUGAGCAAGAAGAACACAGAGGAGGACCCCAAAGCACGAGCACUGACGUCAACAAACAGUGACAGGUUAGCCUCAGAGUGUGUUGAAACAGACCUGGACGUCCAGCUGCAUUGUUCGUCCAGUUCGGAGGCCGAGCCAGAGAAAGUUGUGCUGCGAGCGGAAAGCCCGCCGCUCGCCAGCGCCUUCGCCCUCUCCACAUCCUUCGAAGAAGAUGUCCUGGACCUAAAGUGAAGACAAUCCCACCGUGCACUUCUCUGCCCACCCGCUCCCUUACUGUCACCAUUAUUUUAUGGUUUCGGUUGGUUUGCUUUUAAUUUGUUGUUUGUCCAAUUCAUUUUUCUUUAGGUUCUUUGAAUUCCGAUAUCUUGGGUUUCCCCAUUCAUAGGACAAGAUGGGUGCAGUGGGAGUUAAAAAAUGUGUCUGUGUGCGUUUGUUUUUGUGAGCAGUCCCUCAGCCACUGCGUGUUGGCUGUUUGUGUUGCCCCACAGCCAAUAACCCAAAGAGGCAGUGAAGCCUUGUAAAAUGCUGUGGUUUAUUCAAAGUUCGGCAACAGCCGUGAGAUAAUGUUAACGGUUUGAUCCCAAACCACAAACUGAAUGUAAAUCUGCGCACCUAGGCACGACAAAUAUCUCCAUGUUAACAAAGUCCUCUGAAGUUGCUAGAGCUUAAUAUUUGUUGUAGUAUGUGAUUAUUUCCAAUCCACUUUGUUGUAUGAUAUGUAUGUGUACAUCUGUUUAUACAUGAAAAUGCAAUCACAGUGACAGGCGUGCAUGCCUGUCAUGCCUGUGAUGCAUACUUAUAGAUAUAUUAUAAAAGCUCAUUUUAUUCCCAUAUUUAGUAAAAGUAUGAAGUUUUAUGCACUCUGCACAUAAUAGUCCUUAUUCCUCUCCUUAUUCACACUAUACAGGUAGACAGGGCUGGAGGCAUAAGUCUCACACAAGUGCCAUUUUCCAGCAUCCUCCAUUAAACUAAACGAUUAACAGCCACCGUAUUCUGGUGUCUGAAAGUAGCAGUCAUGAUUGUAGUCCACUUUAGAUUACUAUGGUGACCCCACAACUCCAUUCAGUUUGGAUAAAUUCACAUGAUUGAGGCACUCUCUUAAAGCCACAUGCACUUAUUUUACCACAUAGUAAUGAGGUGUCCUAAAAUCUGCAUGACCAGCCUUUUUUGCAUCAGAAACAAUGAGGUCUGCGAUAUCGCACCGAACAUAGCAGCAUAAAGCAAAUCCAAACCUGAGACGACAGAAGACAUGUGGAUGUUUUACUAGACUGUUGCGUGUGAUCGCCUGAGGUAGGAUAGAACAGCAAAGGAAUUAUAGAAAAAACUCCAAAAUUUAGACAAAAACUAAAGUUACAAUACAGUAUAUUAUCGUAAACUGAAAUGAUAAAAGCAGAAUUUUUUUAAUUUUUAACUACUAAUUACACUAAAAUAAAAUGAAGUGUGAACUAUUUAAAAUGUGUCUUUUUCUGUAUGUGGAGUGAGGAAAAAGGUAAUGAAUUUUGAAGUGGUCCCAAUUAUUGAAACAAUAAACUAGAAAUAAAAAACAAUAUUGCUUAUAUUACACAGCUACCCAUUUCAAAUACACACAGAAAACAUACUCUGAAUUUAGAUAGUCGUACCUUUAGGAAAUUACUGUCUUUACCCAACUAAAAUUAACACAGAUAGUAAACAAAAAAUUUAGCUUUGCAAAAUAACUGU
Messenger RNA from Etheostoma cragini (Arkansas darter), 5034 nucleotides. RefSeq names its product GTPase activating Rap/RanGAP domain like 3 (gene garnl3). Gene Ontology annotation, molecular function: GTPase activator activity. Gene Ontology annotation, cellular component: cytoplasm. Bases 409 to 3567 code for a protein of 1052 amino acids. The transcript has 31 exons. The record is from RefSeq and is a predicted model, not a curated record. Gene Ontology annotation, biological process: activation of GTPase activity; regulation of small GTPase mediated signal transduction. NCBI's taxonomy places the organism in Eukaryota, Metazoa, Chordata, Actinopteri, Perciformes, Percidae.